Messenger RNA from Folsomia candida, 729 nucleotides. It is a transcript of the gene eEF5, whose product is annotated as eukaryotic translation initiation factor 5A. The record is from RefSeq and is a predicted model, not a curated record. The transcript has 6 exons. Bases 174 to 662 code for a protein of 162 amino acids. Gene Ontology annotation, molecular function: RNA binding; ribosome binding; translation elongation factor activity. Gene Ontology annotation, biological process: positive regulation of translational elongation; positive regulation of translational termination. NCBI's taxonomy places the organism in Eukaryota, Metazoa, Arthropoda, Collembola, Entomobryomorpha, Isotomidae.
AUUCAGUUCUGAUCUGGUGGUGGUGGUGGUUCCUGUUUCUCUUGCUGCUUCUUGUGUCCGAAUUUCGCCCAAAAUUUCUGCCCACUUCGGUCCCCCCGUGUCCCCUGAGGAACACCGAUACCCCACCCAUUUUUGAGCCAGGAGCAUUGAAUAAGGAAUAAAAUCGAGACAAAAUGGCAGAUAUGGAAGAACAUGAAUUCCACACUGCUGACUCUGGGGCAUCUGAAACCUUCCCUAUGCAAUGCUCUGCUCUCCGUAAAAACGGAUUCGUCAUGCUCAAAGGACGUCCUUGCAAAAUUGUCGAAAUGUCUACUUCGAAAACCGGGAAGCACGGCCACGCCAAGGUCCACAUGGUCGGACUCGAUAUUUUCACUGGGAAAAAGUGCGAGGAUAUUUGUCCAUCAACGCACAACAUGGACGUGCCUUUCGUCAAGCGAGAAGACUACCAGUUGAUGGAUAUUUCUGACGAUGGGUUUUUGACAUUGAUGGGUGAUUCUGGAGAUCUUCGCGAGGACCUGAAGGUCCCCGAUGGUGAUGUUGGCGUGCAGUUGAAGACCGAUUAUGACGCUGGUCGGGAAAUCCUUUGCACUGUGCUGAAGUCGUGUGGAGAAGAGGUCGUGAUUGCCGUCAAGAACAACACUGCCCUAGAGAAAACCAACUGAAUAGCCAAACGAACGCAGUCCAUUUCAUCUUCAUCAACUCGCUUCGUUGUUCUAAAAAGUGAAAAAA